AUGGAGUCGUCAAUCCCUUCCCUCUCAGAAGGCCCCGUUGGCUCUCGUUUCGUCACUCAGGACGAGAUUGACUCCGCAAGGGCACGCAAGGACGAACAGUGGAAGGCUGCAUACGCUAGGCAUGAGCCGCCACAACUACAACAGCAGGACGAGGUCUACGACGGCCGCAGCUUGGCAGAAAAACUCGCCGCCAACAAGAUUGCGAAACAAGAAGAGUGGGAGGAAAAGAAUAAGCUCGCAAAUCAAUUCCGCGCUCUCGAAGAGGACGAAAUCCAUUUCUUGGACUCAAUCCGAGAGAAACAAGAGCAAGAAGAAAAGCUUCGCAAGCAGACAGAGGGUGAAGAGUUGAAGAACUUUAGAGAAGCGGUAGCUGCAAGAAACAGCGCGGCAGCAAACCCACCGCCCUCUCUAACACCUUCUGCAUCUAAACCUGCAGCCCCGAAACCACCUAACCCAUCCUCCAAGAAGCCCGAAGGUAAACGCGUCCUCAAGGGUAUCAUCGUCAAGAAAAAGGUCGCCAAACCCGCAGCACCAGCGAAGAAGCCGGAACCUUCCAAACAGGCCGCAUCCACUGCACCGAAAGAAGCAAACAAGGAGGACAGGAAUGGGGACGAUGACGCUCCCAAUCCCAAACGGCGAAAGAUUGAUUCUGGCUCAUGACCGUGUACUAGUCUACUCUAAUCUAAUUUAUCCCCUCGCACCAGACGGCGUUGGCGUCCAUCGGACCCGGUUGAGGUCUCUCUCCUUCGAGCCUUCCCAUCCAGCACUCCUCUCCAUGGCGUCCGCUCUCCUCAAUCCGGCCGUACUCAUGGCUGUCCGCUGCAAGAGCCUCUUUGCCGCCGGUGUCAGAUUGCCAGCCGCGUCCGCUUUCUUUGGAGUCCAGGUUGGAGGGGCCAUGUCGCGCUUCCCUGAAAAUC
Molecule: messenger RNA, 917 nt
Organism: Coprinopsis cinerea okayama7#130
Lineage: Eukaryota; Fungi; Basidiomycota; Agaricomycetes; Agaricales; Psathyrellaceae
Exons: 5
Coding region: 1-660 (219 amino acids)
Cellular component (GO): nucleus
Source: RefSeq, a predicted model, not a curated record